AUGGAAACCAGGAAGGAGAUGGUGAUGUUUCUGGAGGGGACUACUCUUGGCGCUCUAGUUGGCAAGAGGGUGCCUAAUUUGUCCGAAGCAGUGGGGAGCCCCGCUGCGGAGCCGCAGGAGAAGAUGAUCCAUCGGAACUGCAUCAGCCCCAGACCUGGCCCCUUGUCGUCCCGGGAGAGAGGAGGAGGAGGAGGUGGCGGAGGAGAAGACGAAGAGGAGGUGGAGGUGCUGCCAGGGACAGGGACGGUGCCGGAGAGCCGCUCGGCGGCGGCAGCACUGCUUUCGGCCGGACAGCAGCCCCCCGUCCCGGAGCUCCCCUCCAGCAAAGGGCAGCAGAGCAGCUCGGACACCGAGUCGGAUUUCUAUGAGGAAAUCGAGGUGAGCUGCACCCCGGACUGCGCCACGGGGAGCGCCGAGUACCAGCACAGCAAAGGGCCGUGCUCCGAGGCGUUGGCCGGCAGCCCCAGCGGCGGGGGGGAUCACCCCAAGGGCAGCGGAGGCAGCGGCGGCUCCCAGGGCUCGCUGGCCUGCAGCGCCAGCGACCAGAUGCGCCGCUACCGCACCGCCUUCACCCGCGAGCAGAUCGCCCGGCUGGAGAAGGAGUUUUACCGGGAGAAUUACGUGUCCAGACCCCGGAGAUGUGAGCUGGCGGCUGCUCUAAAUCUGCCAGAAACCACCAUCAAGGUUUGGUUCCAGAACCGCAGGAUGAAGGACAAGCGGCAGCGCCUGGCCAUGACCUGGCCUCACCCGGCCGACCCGGCGUUUUAUACGUACAUGAUGAGCCACGCGGCAGCCACCGGGAACCUGCCGUAUCCAUUCCCGUCCCACCUGCCCCUGCCCUACUACUCCCACAUGGGCAUCGGCGCCACAUCGGCCUCUGCCGCCACCCCCUUCAGUACUCCCCUGAGGCCUCUGGACACCUUCAGAGUCCUCUCCCACCCGUACCCGAGACCAGAACUGCUGUGCGCCUUCAGACAUCCCUCUCUCUACCCCCCAACUCAUGGACUGAGCAGCACCGGGGGCAACCCCUGCUCCUGCCUGGCAUGCCACAGCGGCCAGUCCAACGGGCUGGCGCAGAGACCCUCCGGAUCAGACUUUACCUGUUCGGCCACAACCAGGACUGACUCCUUUCUCACUUUUACGCCCUCUGUGCUGAGCAAAGCCACCUCAGUUUCCAUGGACCAGAGAGAAGAAGUACCUUUAACGAGAUAAACCUUUGUCUCAGGGUCAUUAAAUACUCAUUCCUUUCUCGGACUUCUCUUCGAGUUAAUGUACCUACAGCCCAUGUUUAUUUAAUCGUAUUCUCUCCUCAGCCGCGGAC
Molecule: messenger RNA, 1321 nt
Organism: Lonchura striata (white-rumped munia)
Lineage: Eukaryota; Metazoa; Chordata; Aves; Passeriformes; Estrildidae
Gene: EVX1
Product: even-skipped homeobox 1
Biological process (GO): regulation of transcription by RNA polymerase II
Cellular component (GO): nucleus
Molecular function (GO): RNA polymerase II cis-regulatory region sequence-specific DNA binding; DNA-binding transcription factor activity, RNA polymerase II-specific
Source: RefSeq, a predicted model, not a curated record